Messenger RNA from Carcharodon carcharias (great white shark), 9109 nucleotides. It is a transcript of the gene lama4, whose product is annotated as laminin, alpha 4. Gene Ontology annotation, biological process: cell adhesion; regulation of cell migration; regulation of embryonic development. The transcript is spliced from 40 exons. The coding region runs from base 420 to 6131 and encodes 1903 amino acids. Lineage: Eukaryota; Metazoa; Chordata; Chondrichthyes; Lamniformes; Lamnidae. The record is from RefSeq and is a predicted model, not a curated record. Gene Ontology annotation, molecular function: signaling receptor binding.
UUGGGCAGCAAACUGAGAGACUGAGGCCGUCGAUCUGAAGAUGAGGGAAACCUGAACAUGUGAAAGAAGCCAGAGCUGAAUAUAGACUGAAUCUGUAUCCUGAUGAAAUUGAGAUAAGGUGAAUGAGAACUGCGGGAUUUUCCUGCAAUACAAAUCUCUUUUGACUGAGUUUGUUCUAAACGCGACCCAGCUGUACGUUGUUUAAGAGGAGCCUCUGGGGGGAAAAGCGGAGCAGAAGCUGGGAAAGGAAGUGAAAGCAUUUUUUUAGGGCUGUCAUUAGACUGCCUUAAAGUGACACAUCUGGCAAUUGAAGACAGGGGGGAAUAAAAACAACUGAAGCUACAAAGCAGGAGGAGCAAGCAGACUCUAGAAAAAGCCAGAGAACAACUUGAAGAAGGCUGUCAGGAGAAGGGGAGGAAAUGGCUUGGAUUUCACCCUGGCUGUGCGCUUUCUCCCUAAGCAUCUUUGGAUUGUUUUACCUAGCUACUGGCUCUGGGGAAAGCAGCGGUCUUUCUAUCAGUACAGAAGAUAUUACCACGGGGAAAUCUACCAUCCCUAGAGACCAGCAUCCAUUGGACAUAGGGAAUCUUUAUGAUGAGGAUUGUACCAAAGGUUUCUACAGCACAGAUUAUGGAGAAUGUUUGCCUUGUAACUGUCAUGGCCACUCAGAACAGUGCCUUGAUUAUUCUGGAAUCUGCACUAACUGUCAGAAUAACACAACUGGAGACCACUGUGAAAAAUGUCUUGAUGGUUAUAUUGGUGAUGUUGUCCAGGGUCAUCAUAAAUCUUGCCAGCCUUGUCCUUGUCCUCUAAGUAUACCUUCAAAUAAUUUUGCUGUUUCCUGUAUGAUUAAAGCUGACAAAUUGCGAUGUUUUUGUCAGGAAAAUUAUGCUGGAUCCAGAUGUGAAAGAUGUGCUCCUGGUUACUAUGGAACACCUUUGCUCUAUGGAAGCAGUUGCAGAAAAUGUAACUGUAAUGGUAACUCUGAUCCCAAUCUCAUAUUUGAUGACUGCAAUGAGGAAACAGGGUAUUGCCGCAAUUGUGUGCGAAAUACAACGGGCAUCCACUGCGAACGCUGUGCUCCAGGUUACUAUGGAGAUGCCGUCAAUGCUAAAAACUGCACAGACUGUCCCUGUCAGAAAUGUGGCACGAAUGAAUGUGAUCAUGUUACCGGGCAGUGUCGUUGUAAACCAGGAGUAUCAGGAGCCUUCUGUGACCUCUGUGAGAUUGGCUACUAUGGAUACAGCAGUUGUUCUGGAUGUUUGAGAUGUGAAUGUGCUCUGGCUUCCAAGGAUGAAUAUUGUGAUCCUUUGAGUGGGCAGUGCAGAUGCCUACCCGGAGUCACAGGAAAGCUCUGUGACCACUGUCUGUAUGGGUUCUGGAACUACGGACUAAAUGGGUGCCAGAGGUGCGAGUGUGAGGGGCACUGUGACAGCGAGACAGGAGAAUGUUUGUCAGUGCCCACCGAGCCUCCAACAGAUUGCUCUGUUGUCAGAUGUGACAAGUGUAUCUGGGACUUAGUUGAAGACCUAAAGCUAUCAGGAUCAUCGCUGGAAGAAGCUAAGUCCAGUGUUCUAAAUGUUAUUACUGGAGAUGCCAUUAAUAACCGCUUGCAACAAUUCAAUUUCACAGCAAUCCACUUCAAUACCCAGAUUGCAGAGAUGAGGUUACACUCAGAAUCACAGAAACUUAAGAUAGAAGAUAUUGAAACAGAAAUCAUAAACCUCAUCGCCGAUCUCAACAUGCUAUCUGAAAAGGAAAACAUAACUGUCUUUAAUGCACAGCUAUUUGACAAGGAAACAGCCAAAAUCAGUGACCGUGCCAACCAGAUCAAUGGACAAAGUAUUACUAUUGUCAAUUUGAUCCAAGAUAUUAUUGAAGGCCUAAAUAAGUAUGGAACAGAAGAAGAAUUUUCAGCUGAAGAAACCAACAAACUCUUCCGUGAGGUGAACAAGAUGUUGGAUGAAAUGAGAAAUCGGAACUUUUCUGACCAGAAACCACUUGUUGAAGAAGAAAGAACAAAAGCCCAGAUUUUGCUAGAUCGUGUUUAUGGGCUCCAGGGUGUUAUGAUGGAAAAUAAUGACUCAAUUCAUAGGAUACAGGACAGUAUUACUGAUUACAAUACCAAUGUCUCAGACCUGAAGGAAGCACUUGAAGGUGCUAUCAAGAUUGUUCAACAAACAGAGGAGAAGAACAGAGAGAACAUCAAUGGAUAUCAAAGGAAAGAGAGACUACGAAAAGUAUUAAAAAAACAUUUUGAUGCUGUUAACAUGACCCUUCAAAUGGCUAAUGAUGGCUUGAUAGACACGGAGAUUGCUAUAUCAGAACUAGAAAACAAGAUUGUGAACCUGUCUACAUUUCAUGCCUCAAUAGAUGGUGCGCAUAAGCUACUGAAUGAGAAACUGACUAAUCUCUCUACAUAUGACAAAUCCCUGGCUCUCCGUGCUAUAGACUUCGCCAAAGAGCUUCACAGGCUUGCCUUAGAAUUGACCAAUAUUUUGAAGAGUACUGAUGCAAAUGGUAUUGUCCAGAAGGCUAUAAAUGCUUCAAAUGUCUAUGAUAAUAUUGUCCAAUAUGUAGCAGAGGCUGAGAAGAAUGCAACUACUCUGCUCAAUGCUGCACAGAGAGCUGAGGAUGCUGUGGAAGGAAUUCAAACGCAGAGCACAUGGCUCAGAAACAGCAGUGAGGGAAUUCUGAACAAAGUGAAGGAAUUAGCUGAAGCCAUGGAGGACAAUGAUGAGACAGCUUUUCAUGAUACCAGAAGCCAUGUGAAUGCAGUUAUCAGCAAGAAAAACAAUACACUGAGCCGUUUACUAAAUGCUGUAAACCAGCUGGCAUUGAUUGAACCAAGUAGUAGGAACCAGGUGAAGCAAUCAAAGCUAAUUGCAGAAGAAGCAAAGGAUACCGCUGAGAUGGUUUUACAGACUGUCAGUGCUAUGGGGGAAUUGGUGAAAGGUUGGCCACAGAAUCUUAGCAUCUCUGCUGAUGAUGGAACUGCUUUCAAGAGGACAGUGAACUCAGCUGGUGACACAGUGGAAAAUCUGACAGAAAUAGUACCACAGCUCUUGGACAAACUUCGAAUUGUGGAACAGAAAAAGCCAGCAAGCAAUAUUUCUGCCAGUAUUCUGCGAAUCCGCGAACUCAUUGCACAGACACGGAAUGUGGCCAGCAAGGUUCAAGUCUCCAUGAAAUUUGAUGGUCAGUCUGCUGUAGAAGUCAAUUCAAAAUCAAAUUUGGAGGAGCUCAAGUCUUUUACUUCAAUGAGUUUGUACAUGCAAGUUCCUUCAGGUCAAACUGCCAACCAAGAUAGAUUCAUCAUGUACCUUGGAAACAAGAAUGGAAGACAAGAAUAUAUUGGACUGAGUAUCAAAAAUGACAAUUUAGUUUAUGUUUACAAUCUUGGAAAUGGAGAUGUUGAGAUUCCGUUGAACUCAAAACCUGUGAGCACCUGGCCAAACUACUUCAAUUUAAUCAAAAUAGAAAGAGUUGGAAGACAUGGAAAAAUACAAUUAACCGUACCUAGCCCAGGAAGCACAGCAGAGCAAAAAUUCAUCCAGAAAGGAGCCGCUGAAGGCAAUGAUUCUCUGCUAGAUCUGGAAGCUGAUGACAUGGUUUUCUACGUGGGGGGAGUACCUCCAGAUUUCCAGCUUCCUGCCAGCUUAAACAUUCCUGGCUUUGUUGGCUGUAUUGAACUGGCCACACUUAAUGAUGACAUAAUCAGCCUCUACAACUUCAAGCAGAUAUACAAACUGAACACAACAACCGACCGACCUUGUACAAGGUACAGACUCUCUUUUGCCCAGAGUAGGACAGCAAAUUUCUUCUUUGAUGGCUCAGGCUAUGCUUUUGUGCGUAACAUACAAAGGAGAGGGAAAUUCAACAUAGCGACUCGGUUCAAUCUGGACAUUCGCACACCAGCUGACAGUGCCCUCCUGUUACUGAUGGUGAAAGGGGAUAUGUUCUUCAGUAUGGAAAUGCAAAAUGGUUAUAUACGCUUGGUUUAUGAUUUUGGAUUCAGCAAAGGCCCUGUUGUCCUAGAGGAUACUGAUAAGAGGAAACGUAUAAAUGAUGCAAAAUAUCAUGAGGUAGCAUUCAUUUACCAUAAUUAUAAGAAGAUGAUCCUGUUGAUUGACAGAAUCAAUGUAAAAAAUGUUGAAAAUGAAAAGAAGGACAUGUAUUUCACUGAUGUCUAUGUUGGUGGAGCUCCUGCUCAGGUCUUAUCAAGUCUAAAGUCAUACAUAGCUGUGGAUGCUGGAUUUCGGGGGUGUCUCAGGAGUUUCCAGUUCCAAAGGAGAGACUUCAAUAUACUAGAGGAAGAGGAGACAUUAGGAGUCAGCAGUGGUUGUCCGGAGGAAUCACUUAUGUCACGCAUGGCUUAUUUCAAUGGGGAGGGUUUCAUCUCUUCCAGCGAAAAGAUUACACCAUUUUCAAACUUUGAAGGAGGCUUCAAUUUUAGGACAUUACAAUCCAAUGGACUGCUUUUCUAUUACAAUGAAGGCCCUGAUAUCUUCUCCCUCUCACUGGACAAUGGUACAGUCAUUUUCAAAAUGAAAGAAACAACAAUACAAUCAACAAAGAAGCAAUAUAAUGAUGGAAGGAAUCAUUUCAUUAGAGCAACUGUCACCCCAUCAGGUUGUAUGUUAAUGGUGGAUGACAAAGAUAAAACAAAAGAUGAUUGUCCCGCAGAGGAAACAGUACAACCCAAAGGAAAAUUCUACUUUGGAGGCUCACUCCACGAUCAGUACGUUAAUUUCACAGGCUGCAUCAGCAAUGUUUAUCUCAGCAGAACUGAUAAAUAUAUUGAAGUAGAAGAUUUCCAGAAAUACACUGAAAAGGUACAAGCUUCUCUACAUGGCUGCCCAGCUGAAACUCUCCCAGCGGCAAUUAUUCAUAAACAUCAAAAGAACAUUGCUAAAGCCAAGCGAGGCCGUGGUAGAAAGGUGGACAGUGAUAAAGCAGAAUUAAUACAAGUUCCAGCAGUCCAUAGUCCAAAGAUAGAAGGAAAUAACCUGCAAGAUGAUGCACGUUGCCAUCUACCAAACAAUCCCAGGACAAUCCAACAUGCAUAUCAAUAUGGAGGAAUUCCCAACAGCCGACAGGAGAUUUAUGGAUUCCCUGAAUUUUUUAAUCGCAAAUCUCAUUUCUCUGUCAGUGUGAGAACCCAAUCUUCUCAUGGACUUAUAUUUUAUGUGACGAAUAAAGAGGAAGACCAAUUCAUGACACUUUUCAUUGCCCGUGGUCACUUUAUUUAUUCAUUCAGCAAUGGUCGUGAAAAAUUGAAAAUAAAAAGUAUAGAGAAAUAUAAUGAUGGUCUCUGGCACAAUGUCAUCUUUACACACGAAAAUAACAAAGGUCGCUUAAUAAUAGAUGGCCUCCACAUUCUGGAGAAUAGUCUCCGCAGUCCUGUUUAUCCAUGGCAUGUAAAUGAACCAUUUUAUGUAGGUGGUGUGCCACUGGGAAAAGCUGUCAAAAACAUUCAGAUCAAAUCGGUCCAAAGUUUUAAUGGUUGUCUUCAGAACUUCCAGCUAAAUGGGCAGUGGAUUUCACCAGCUGCCCAGACGUUUGGUGUUACACCUUGUUUUGAAGGUCGAACUGAAUCUGGAACAUACUUUUCUGCAGAAGGAGGAUAUGUGAUUCUGGAUGAUUCAUUCAAUUUAGGAUUACAAUUUGAACUUGUUUUUGAAGUUCGUGCUAGAAAUCAUUCAGGAAUACUGUUACAUAUUCACAGUUACAAUCGGAAAUUCCUGAAUCUCUUCAUGGAAUAUGGACAGGUUUCAUUAAAAGUCAGUAAUGGAACUGCACAAUUUGAAACAUCAGUCACUCCAAAGCAAAGCCUGUGUGAUGGUCGAUGGCACAGAAUAGCAGUUAUCAGAGAUUCAAAUGUCGUGCAAUUGGAUGUGGAUUCUGAAGUAAACCAUGUUGUGGGGCCAAUAAGUUCACACUCUUUCAAAACCAAGGAGCCAGUAUUUGUUGGAGGAGUGCCAGAGUCACUACUCAGCCCAAGAUUGAGCAUGCGCCAGUCAUUCACUGGUUGCAUGAGAAACUUCAACAUCAAUGAAACUCCUGUCAUUUUCACCAAAGCUGCACUGGUCAGUGGAGGAGUCAGAAUCAACUCAUGCCCAGCAGUCUAGUGCUGCAAACACUGCUUCUGCAAUCCAUACCCAACAGCCUGAAGGAAAGCUAAGGCAUAUCACAUUUUUACACUUGGGGGUGCAGUAAUUUAUCUCAAUUGAACAAUCUGUCAGCCACUAAUUGUUUUAGUCACUUCCUUCAUCUCAUUGUUUUUCUGUUUGUCCAUGUGCUUUUUUACUUCAUGUUUUCUUUCAACAAGUUAAUUAUAAUUAGAACCAAUAAAGUUUCUUUUUCGGUUUGUCUCAUCAGGAUUGAAAGUGCUAAGAAUACAAAUCUAGGCCAUCAAAAGGUCAAACUGUUAGUUCUAGAUACUGAACCUGAGAUUGCAACAUUGUUUUUGCUAACCACACUGUUUUAAAUUAAUACCAGUUAUGACGAUCCCACUUUAUUAUGUGCACCUGUAAGACAAAUAGUGGCUCUGAUUAAUCAAGUCUGUUACUGAUCAGAGAGGGUCAAUUGCAUGAACAUUAAUGCCCACAUUUCUCUCAAGAAAAUAAAAUAAGAACCACUUCUCAUUGACCCUACAAGACCUCACACUCCACCAUCUGACUCCAUACAAUUUCCUGUCUAGCAGGUGCCUCUGUUGCAUGACAUACAAGCAAGGACCACUUGCCUUGGCUAGCUAAAUGAUUUGAGUUGGUGGUUUGGAACAGAGCCUCCUUGGCCCCAAGUAGCAGGAGUCCCACAUAAUCCCACUUCCAGCUGUGGGCCUCAAUGGACUUUUGGGUCUAAUUAAAUUCAAAUCACUCCAUAAGGGAAAAUACUUUUUCAGAAGGUAUUUUCCACAGAAUUUAAAAAACUGAUGAAAUUGUUGAAUGAAAGGAAGAUUUGAAUACCCUCCAAAUCUGAUGUUAUAUUUGUACAAUGUUAAUUUCAGUUCAUCUGCUUAUAUCUGUAAUAUAUUCUGAUAUCUUGUAUCAGAAUGAUGGCAGAAUUUUGUAGUACCUAACAGUAUAAGGACCUCAGAAGUUAUCCAUAAUUUUAGGAAUUAUCGUAAUUAAAACUAAUGAGUUGAUGUUCACAUGGCAUUUGAGUUGCAAAUAUCUGUUACUGUCUUGUCCUUUUACUAUUCAGUUUGUACCUCAAAGCUGCAUUUAAUUAGUGCACAUGGAAAGUGGAUUAAGUGGAUAGCUCUUUGAAUGUUAAUAAUGGCAUCUUUUACAGGAAAAGGCUAAAUUGAUUGAUUGAUCUGGAAAUUAGGAUUCAAAGGAAUUGUUCUAGUCACAAAUCACAGUCAUAAAUUAACUGGUAUUUGGAACAUAAAUGCUAUGUUAACAUCUGCCUAUUAGUGUUCUUUGCAUAAAUUGAGAAGGCAGAAAUUUCCUUAUUUUGUCACAGUUAAUAUUUACAUGUAAUUUUGGAUAUCAGGAAUAGAGGGGGAUCAAACUCAUUUUACCCACUGCCUUCAUCACUUCAGUUCUGCCACCAGUUAAUGGGAAGUUGAAUGCUGCAGGGACCUCUUCUGGUGGUGAUGUAGUAUGGCACUGUAACAAUUUUAUAAUUUUCUAGUGGUGCAUUUGAGAUUAAAAUGUAUUUGUCCAUUGCAGCCUUCCAAAAACUUAAUUUGAAUUCAGUAAAAUUUUGAUAUUCAAAUUUCCAAAAUGAUAUUAACCUUAUUAUUUCCAUUUACACUUUUUUGUCAUUUUUCCACCGCACCCAUUCAUGCUGGAAAUGCACACGUGCACUGAACAUAAUCACCCAUGUAUCUGAAGUGGGCAUUUUGUGGGAAAUUGGAGCAGAAUCUCAAAGAAGCCAUUGCUGCAGUUACAGCUGGAGAUUAGAAGAAUCCCUGUGGAAAUGCCAGGUGUCUUCUUUACUGACAGGAGUGGCAACUUUCUUAUUCAAUAAAUAGGAUAGAUUGCACAGCCUGACCAUGUGCUUUAAUGAAAUGUUUAAUAUAGUCCUCUAUAUAAAACCUAAUUGUCACAGGCUUCUCUUAAUAUAAUAAUAUCUUUCUUUGAAUAAAAAUACCAUUAAUACUUACAACUGGUACUGUACAAUUCAAAAUGGGGAAUUUAUUUUAAAAGACAGCUGUAAAUCCAUUGGUUGGCUCUUCAAUUGCGUACUAAUAACAAUGUCUUAACUUUGAAUACAGUAGAUGUUUGCCCAAUUCUGGAUGUGCUGCAUAUUAUUGUAAACUCAUGGAUGAUAUCCAUUCAGUAUAUAACCAAAUGUAAUGAUGCGUAUGGAUUAAGUAUUGCAUUGGUCAAAUGAUCAUUCCAUAGCAAUUCGUUACCUUAGUUACUGAAUGAUUUUGUGCUUUUAGAGUACAAUUUAAAAAAAAACUAAAACAAGAAAUGAAUAAAUCCAAGAAACAAUAGCUUUCACAGUCCCAGCUCACCAACCUGUCUCAACAUUAGCACUGUUAAUAUUCUAAUCUAUUGUCUUAAGUAACACUAGGUAUAAAUGUAGGCGCACUGUAACAAAAUCACAAUUUUGCUUAUGAAAAUGUCUUUACUUUAAGUCUGUGUGUUUUGCCCUUUCCAUGGCCAUGUAAUUAAAGUGAGCCUGUCAAUAACAUACAGUAUUCACUGGGGAAUAACUGUCAGAAUGAGAGUAGCCAGGGACUAAUCCUACUGCUAUGGGAUGUCUGGCUCACAAGCAGAUAAAGACAAUGGAAAUAUGAUGCUGAGUGGCCAUAGAGACCCAAAAAUAACAUAUGUAUUUCAAGCCCUGGUGAUGACAACAAUCUCAGACUACAACAACAAGAUUCUCUGGAACAAUCAAUCAGCUUUACCUCAUGUUGCAAAAGCAGCCCAUCUGCUGAGUAUUACUGCCCCUUCUUCCAUCACCUUGUGCAUGUAACUGUUAAGAUGUACACAUCGAUAUCCAGCCAGCUUUUCUCUGCGCUUACUGAAAAUUGUCUUUGGGCACUUGGUAAAUAUACAUGCAUACAUCUACUGUUAUGCUUUGAAAUGUUGUCUCAAGUAAUUAUUUACAACACUGACCUAAUAAAUUGCAGAACUUGAUUUGCAAA